Messenger RNA from Eimeria acervulina, 2145 nucleotides. RefSeq lists its product as hypothetical. Lineage: Eukaryota; Apicomplexa; Conoidasida; Eucoccidiorida; Eimeriidae. The record is from RefSeq and is a predicted model, not a curated record. The coding region runs from base 1 to 2145 and encodes 714 amino acids. The transcript has 14 exons.
AUGAGGCGCUUCAUCCCCAUCGUCUGCUUCUCCCUUCUGGGCGCCCAGGCUGAGCCAUUGCCGGCAAACAGCCCAGUGUGCGACGUUGCUGUUGAGACGGCACUGUGUCUGCACAAUGCGGAGAAGAUAUUGAUGCCUGAUGCUCGACCAUAUGGCAUGGAGGUUCAUCUAACAUUCGAUGAAUCUCGUCCUCUCGACACAAGUGGCAAGAAGAACCACGGAUCAGGCGAGGUCAUGGCAGCAGCUGGGAUCGGUGGUAUUGGGAGCUCUGGCUUGUUCCGCAACAACUACGUAUACGUCCCGAGCUCCGAGAGCUUCAAGUCGGCUGACUUCUCGUACACGUUUUUUGUUUACCUCCUUGAGGACGCGAAGUCAAGGUCAAUAAACGAGCUGCAUGACCAGUUCUGCCCCAUCAUGCACAAAGGCACCAUGCGCGAAGAUGUUCAAGAAGCCUCGCCAGCCCUCCUUGUGAAUCCUCGUGAUGGACGCGUCAAAGUUGUUCUCGGCACCACUGGCAGUGCAGCACCUGGCAAUGAGAUGCAAAGCAACUCAAGACUUCGACCCCAUCAGUGGUAUCACCUUGGCCUUGUUCGUCACCAAAACCGCAUGAGGCUCUACGUCGAUGGAAUCCUUGAUUCUUCUCUCACCACCGAAGGAUCAACAAAGACCAAUGACCUCCCUCUUUUCAUUGGCAGUGCCCCUUAUGCAGAGAAUGUUUGCGACAUGCCAAUGCUUCUAGAUGAGUUCCGCAUGUUCUCAUAUGCACUUGGUCGUGAUCACAUCCAAGCUGAGGCCUCCAUAGCCCUAGGUGGCAUUGAGCCCUCAUUCCUUCACAUUGGUUGCACCAACUGCAACAAAGACGAAGCUGCAGAGUCGUGUGCCGACGGCUACCAUCUAUGCAACAAGCUGGAGCUCUACAACGGUGGCUUCCAUGUGGCUCGCAAGCUUUCUCUCGGCACAGCGCUCGUCGCCGCCGGAUCGGCGACCCCAGUGAGGGGCGCUGGCCUCUAUUGGAAAGCUGGCUAUGAAACUCGCAGGACGACGAAAUGCGUCGUGACCUGCGUAGGAACCAUGGCGCUCCACGCAGCUGCAUCUGCGCCAACAUGUGGGGUUAAGCCAGUAGACAUGCAACAAAGCUCGGAACACAAGGGAUUGAUAUGCAGCCCUGAUGAAGACUGUGCGGAAGUGCCGUCUGAAGGGAGAAUGCGUGACUUCCUCACAUUUCUUGACGAAACGGCAUCAAAUGCGCUCUUCUGUGGCGACGAAGGGCAAAAACACUCCAACUCAUCGGGUGAUGGUACUACUACUGCAGGCCUCUUGUCCAAAAUAUCAGCCCUGGAGGUUGAGCUUGAGGAUAAAGAGCACAAUCUCAAGGCCUUACAGGAGCUCCGCGAAAGGGAGAAAAUCCAAGAAGAAAGGUCCCGGAGACAGCUACAGCAGCAGAUGCAAGGAGAAUUGACUAGAACCACUGAAAAGUAUGAACAUCGAUGCAGAAAGCAACAGGAGCUGCUUAGUCAACUUCAGGAUGAGAAGAAGGGCAUGGCAUUGCGGUAUGAAAGGCUUGCCGAGGAAAUGCGCAACUUGGAGCGGAGGUUUAGGGCCAAAACGGCUGAGCUGCACAAGCAGUACGGGAGGGAGCUGGAGCGCCAAAGAAGAGCUUUGCUUUCCGGCGAAAAGAUGAAAAAACAACUGGAAGAAGAACUGGCGGCUCAGAAGGCGGUAGUGCAGAGGCAGAUGGAAGAGGCAGUAGAAGUUGAGCGGAGUCAACACCGACAAGAAAUACGAACGAUGAAGGAGAGCUUUGAAGCCGAACUCGAAAAGGAGCGCGAGGCCUUUGCAACAAAACAAAAACAACAGGCUGCUAAAUGGGAGGCACAAAUAGCCGACGGGAAGAAGCGGCUUCAAGGAGAAAUAACAAAGGCACGAGAGGAAGAGCAACUGCGGUUAAAAGAGGUGACGGCGCAGUUGCUGUCGGAGUUGGAGCAGCAGCGAAACAAACAUUUAAGAGAAAUGCAGCAGACUGAAGCAGCCGCAAGGGCGAAGGCAGAGGAAUUAAAAAAUCAAAUGAACAAAGAAAAGGAAUCUGCAGUGCAAGAGGCAGCAGAACAAACGAAGAAGGAAAUUCAAGCAGAGACGCACAAGUAA